This is a messenger RNA of Emericellopsis atlantica, 462 nucleotides long. RefSeq names its product cytochrome c oxidase biogenesis protein Cmc1 like-domain-containing protein. The transcript has 2 exons. The coding region runs from base 1 to 462 and encodes 153 amino acids. Lineage: Eukaryota; Fungi; Ascomycota; Sordariomycetes; Hypocreales; Bionectriaceae. Gene Ontology annotation, cellular component: mitochondrion. The record is from RefSeq and is a predicted model, not a curated record.
AUGGCCGCAGACGAACCAGUCGCUCCCACAGAGCACCUCGGUGUUCCCUCGCGCAACCCGCUACCACUGUCGGCCUCGCAAGAAGCGCAGGUACGGGAUAUCUUCUAUGCGCGCGUACGAAAGAACUGCAACGACGAGAUUAAGGCCUUCGCUGCCUGCGCCCUUGGCCGCACAUUCACCGUGUCGUUUGCCUGCCGAGCUGAGCAUCGCGCCAUGAACGGCUGCAUGACCCGCCACGCGACCCAAGAAGAGCACGACCUUGCCCGAGAAGAAUGGUUCAACAUGCGCCUCGAGCGACAACGCGCACGGGAGCGCAAGCAGAAGAUGGCAGCGGCGCAAGAAGACUUUAUGAGAGAAUGGUGGGGACUGCCUGACGACGUGCGACUAUCGAGGCAAAAGGAGAUGGAGCGACAGGUGGAGCGAGUCGGUGGCAUGGCCGCCAGGGACAGAGAGAAGAAAUGA